CAGAGAGAGAGAGAGAGAGAGAGAGACAGAGAGACAGGGAGAGAGAGAGAGAGAGGUCAGUCGUGAUGAGCGGAGGUUGACUCCUGGUGACGCAAAGAGAGACCGAGCAGGGUGAAAGGAGGAGGCAGACAGAAUGGCUGCCCGGUGCCGCAGCUCCAAAUGCACCGUAGAAAGGAACGGAUUCAAGCGGGAACUCGAUACCUGGCGGCACAAACUGAUCAACUGCGUCGGGUUCGAGAGCAUUCUGGAGGGAAUCUAUGGCCCGUUGCUGCUCAGAGACCUCAAUAUUUUUGAUGACUGUGAACCCGAGGAGCUAGAGGACUGGGCAGUGAAGGCCAGUUGUUCCUUCUGCAGCCUGCUGAUCAAUGACCAUGUCCCAGUGGCCGCCUCCCCCUCAGACGACACGCCCUCCCAAGCCCCUUCCCUCUCGGACAGCAGUCUAUCAGCUCACAGGUUCCUCCACGCUGUGUUCCAUAAGAAAGAGCUGGCGUCCAGUGGAGACCCUAACGUCCCUCUGGUGGCCCAGGAACUGAUGAAGAGGAUGGUGAGGCAGUUUGCCAUGGAGUACGCCUCCAAGACACGCCUUACCACCACCACAGGCUCCCAGCGUUCUGACCUCGACUCACCUCUAGACCUCACUGUGACACGGAACCAGGAGGGGGAACCCACACCAGCGGACAGUGUGCUCGACCUCUCCAAGCGGAACUCUGCCAGCUCGGCCUCCACGUCACCCACCAUUCACAAAGCCUCAGG
Oncorhynchus tshawytscha (Chinook salmon) is the source of this 753-nucleotide messenger RNA. Its product is annotated as ligand-dependent nuclear receptor corepressor-like protein. Gene Ontology annotation, biological process: regulation of transcription by RNA polymerase II. Gene Ontology annotation, cellular component: nucleus. The record is from RefSeq and is a predicted model, not a curated record. NCBI's taxonomy places the organism in Eukaryota, Metazoa, Chordata, Actinopteri, Salmoniformes, Salmonidae.